Molecule: messenger RNA, 2010 nt
Organism: Panicum hallii
Lineage: Eukaryota; Viridiplantae; Streptophyta; Magnoliopsida; Poales; Poaceae
Product: putative nuclear RNA export factor SDE5
Exons: 12
Coding region: 117-1637 (506 amino acids)
Source: RefSeq, a predicted model, not a curated record
CAGGGGAGCGGCCGAGCAGCAGGCGGAGUGGGCAGUGGGGCGGCCCGCCUGCGGCGAGGGUCGUCUCGAGAAGCCGUCUUACAGUUCAUAAGAACCUUUUGGGAAAGGUCCUCACCAUGGAUCUAUCACAUUCACUAACUUCAUCCAGUGACAAUGAAACCAGGGCCCUUAAUACAUUGCUUGAUGUGUUUGGAUGUGCCUUUUCACUUGAUGAUAUAGCUGAUGCGUAUGUCAAAGCAAAGGGUGAUGUCAACAAAGCUGGAGAUUUCUUGACCGACCUUCAACUUUCGUCGCCUCGUAUCAGUGAUGUCGAGCCAAGUGUUGAGACUAACAUUUCCCAGACUGACAAGGUGGUUGAAGAAAACAAUAUGGACAAUUCAAGCCAACCAAGAACUGUUUCCCAGAUUGAACAGGCAGUUGAAGAAAAGCAUACGGAGAAUUCAGAUCAAACAAGAAUGCCUGAAAAGUUGCAAAAGUCUAGUGCUGCAUUUGGUACUGUCUCCAGCAUGUUAGGAAAAGAAUCUGCCAGAGCUACAACACAAGCGAAUAGAGCAUCAAAAAAAGACAAACCUCUAAAGGUUGAACUGCCAGAGUACAUGCGUGAUGAUUUUAAGGUGAAGUCUGAUGAAUCUGGUUCUGCACCAAGGAGAGAGACUUUGAAUAACAGGGAUGUUGAGGAGUUUCUGUUUUGCAUGCUUGGUGAAGGAUUUAAGCUCAAUAUGGAAGUAAUUCGUGAUGUUCUAGGUAGCUGUGGAUAUGACAUUAAGAAGAGUAUGGAGGAAUUGAUGUCAUUUUCUGAAAAAGAUCUAGACAAGAAGGCAGAAAGCAAAAGUAAUGCAUUACAAGAUGUGGCAGUAGAAUGUUCUAUUUCCAAGGGAAAAUGCUUAGGCUCACAGUCAACCCUUAGUACCCAUUCUUCACAAGAGGGGAUGCAAAGGUCAAAACCACAGAUUUCUCCGGGAGAGUUGAUUGAAGCAAUCUUCACCGUACCUGGAAGAUUGGAGGAGGAGCCAAAACUAAGAAGAUAUGAAUUGGGUGCAAAUCGAAGCAGAGUCCCAGAUCAGAAACCAGUCUUGAAACCUCUUGAGGACAUUUCAACAUAUUCUACUAAUUUUCCUGUCAAAGUUUCCGUAGGUAGCAAAGAGCCAGCUGUGAAUGAGGAGGAUUACCAGAACUACCGCAGGGCUGCAAAGCAGCAUUGGGAUAUGAUGAAGCAGUACUAUGAGAAGGCAGCUGAUGCUUUUAGGGAGGGUAACAAGAAAGAAGUCGAUUAUCUUAUACAGGAAGGUAAGCGAUGUUACCAGAUGGCUCGGCUGGCUGAUGAGAAAUCUGCUGGGGAGAUUAUUAAGUCCAAGGAAGCAGAGUCCAGAAGUGAAGUUUGUCUUGAUCUGCGCUCACAAGAUCCAGCAAACGUACCUAAUCUCUUGAGAUUUCAUCUUAAACAGCUGGCAAACAUUCCAUCUAUGGAUUACCUAAACGUUAUUAUUGGCGUUGAUGAUGGCAGUUUCAAAAUGGGACAAAGAAGAAGAAAGGUGAUGAAGUAUCUGGAGAAGAAUUCAAUCCAGUGGACUGAAGAAGAACCCCACUCUGGGAACAUCCUCGUCCGUAUUAAUCAGGUGGGAAACCAGCAGGGAUAGGUUCAUGUACAAAGGUGGCGUGACACAAAACUGACAGAAGAUGAUAAUUAGCUCGUGGUACAUCUUCAAAUGCCGUUUUGAAUAUAGGUGCUAUCUGUUCUUUUGCAAAAGAGCCAUGUAAGCUGCCACUACCGGCAUUCUUGUUGCGCGCACGUUGCAGACGUUUUGAGUUAAUUGCUACCUCACUAGUGACCCCAGAGAUGAGAGAGGGAACACAGGUGAUCGCCUGGCAAAAGUAGUAGCGUAACGGUUAGAUAUUGAAACAUUGCCAAUAGGCCCAAUAGGCAAUACUAGCUUGUAUGCUGCGAGUGCGCAUGAACGUGUGGACAAUAUUUUCUGAUCUACCGCCAAUGGUCCGUUGCAGUUUCGAAAA